AUGUCUGAACCUGAAGCACAGUGUGCCCUCAACCCAGACGGGUCUCUAAAGGACGCCAAAGACAUCGUUUUUUACAACGAUCCUGAUGAUGCCGUCCCCAUUUCCACUCCAUCCUCUGCCCAACCCCCCACAGACGCCUUCUCUGUGCUACUGCAGACUGGACGCAAACCAGUGCCACUUACUGCAGGUGCUCGACGCUCCAUUCGCACCUCUAAACCUUCUGCACGCCUUCGUGAUUCCGACAACGCUUGUUCUUCAACAAGCCGC
This is a messenger RNA of Suillus paluster, 267 nucleotides long. RefSeq lists its product as uncharacterized. NCBI's taxonomy places the organism in Eukaryota, Fungi, Basidiomycota, Agaricomycetes, Boletales, Suillaceae. The record is from RefSeq and is a predicted model, not a curated record. The transcript has a single exon. The annotation marks the transcript as partial.